Molecule: messenger RNA, 1377 nt
Organism: Drosophila grimshawi
Lineage: Eukaryota; Metazoa; Arthropoda; Insecta; Diptera; Drosophilidae
Exons: 2
Coding region: 1-1377 (458 amino acids)
Source: RefSeq, a predicted model, not a curated record
AUGCCCAUCGUGGGACAGCAAUAUGCUAACGGCUUCCGUCCGUAUAGCUCCUUUCGACAGCAGCAGCAGCAGGGCGUUUCGAACGGUUUUACUCGACAGCAGCCCUGGCGCAGCAGCUACUGCAGCAGCAAUCGUCACAGAUUGCCAGACACACACUUGUCGCCACAUCAGCAGCAGCAACAACGGAACGUUAAACCAUUAACACCCAAACUAAUUAGGCGCAUUGAGAACACAUGUGCCAACAACGCAACCAGCUCUCGUUAUGGCAAACCUCGAGCACCAGCGCCACCUGCAAAUCAGCUGCUGCAAUCUAGGAAACAGAAUCCGGCAACGGGAACACAUCAAGCGCCGGCUGCUAAUCCUUCACAGAAACGCGCAUAUCAGGCCACAAAUGGCCGUUGCGCCAAGGAGAACUGUCCGGCGACGACGACAACGCGGAAUGCACAGCGCUCCAGCAAGAAUUAUCCAGCGCCGUUGCCGCCACAGCAGCAACAGCGUAAGCAACCCAAUGAUCUCAUAGCUGGGAAAGCCACACCGUUGGCGCAGCGACGACAGCUGCCGGCAACGCCCAAGCUUAGUCUCAGACAGCGUGCCGCGCCAGCUGAGGGCGGUGGCUCAUCGACGGGCUCGAGCGAUUCGCAUGAUUCGCCGAAAUUGAAGAAGGCCUUCUCCAAGAAGUUUCCACAAGGACUGCCCUUUGAGGAUGAGUUCUAUGGCCACCGCAAUCGAUCCUAUUCGCAAUCCUCAAGCAAUUACAGUUUCUACAGUUCGGUGGGUGCGCAAACCACAACACCCCACGACGAAGAUGACGAUGAGUUCCAGCGCAAACCGGCCACAGAUGAGGCCCUCUAUGUGGACUUCUCGAAGGUGGUGCACAGCCACAAGCAGCAGCGACAAUAUGUGCCGGCCAGCUCCUGGAUACGCGCCUCGCCCGAUCACAACGAGCUGUGCCAUCGAUCCCCCACUACUAGUCACAAUGGUGCUGCUCCACUCCACUCCACUCCAGCCCAGCAGCGACGCAAGAGCGCCAAAUAUGCGCGCUCCAUGCACGAGUACCUCUAUAGCGAUGAUGCGAAAAAUACAACGACAACGAUGACGAAGCAUCGACUCUCGGUGGUGGAUGAGCCCGAGGAUGGUUACUACAGCUAUGCGGCGGGCACACCCGAACCGCAAACGCCUCGAACGGACAUUUAUGUGGCCGCAGCAUCGUGGGCACCCAAGCCGCUCUAUCCCGACCGCGUAUUGUUGCCAGCUGCCGCUGACAGCAACAACAACUGCAGCAAUAACAAUAGCAAUCUCAGGCAUAGUAGACAUCAACAGCAGCAAACGCGACGUCGGUCCGAGCACUUGGGGUCCACGACGUGUGAGUAUAAGUAA